This is a messenger RNA of Guillardia theta CCMP2712, 621 nucleotides long. RefSeq lists its product as hypothetical. Lineage: Eukaryota; Cryptophyceae; Pyrenomonadales; Geminigeraceae. The annotation marks the transcript as partial. The record is from RefSeq and is a predicted model, not a curated record. The transcript has a single exon.
AAGGCUGUCAUCUUUGACCUUGGCGGAGUCUUGUUGCAAUCUCCUUUCCAUGAGAUUGAAGCUUUUGAAAGGGAUGCUGGGGUACCCGUCGGGAGCAUCUUUGGUAACGCCGCUAAGCUAGGAGAGUCGGGAGCAUAUUUCCGCCUCGAGCGCGGGGAAGUCACCUUGGAGCAAUUCUUGCCUUUGUUCCAGCAAGAACUUGAGUCAGGCGGUAUUCAUUUGCAGCGUGACGUGAGCGAGUUGUUCGUUCGCAUAGAAAGAGCUCUUUUUCCUGUUCGACAAGAUAUGAUUCAGGUGAUCAGAUCCUUGAAAGCAGAGGGAAUCAAAACGGCUGCUUUGACAAACAAUUGGAAGAGAGAUAACGGAGAUACUUUUACUCACGCUCUUGGAGAUCUUCAGAACCUCUUCGACGUAAUUGUAGAGUCAGCUCUUGUUGGAAUCCGUAAACCUGAUGCAAUGAUCUUUCAACUUGCACUUGAGAGGCUGAAGCUGAAGGACAGCGGAGAAGUCGUCUUCUUGGAUGAUAUGGGGCCAAAUUUGAAGGGAGCAUCUACUGUUGGAAUGAAAACGAUCAAGGUCGAAGUCGAGUACAUGCAAGCUAUCCGAGAGCUCGAGAUUUUG